This is a messenger RNA of Malaclemys terrapin pileata, 473 nucleotides long. RefSeq names its product NADH dehydrogenase [ubiquinone] 1 beta subcomplex subunit 8, mitochondrial-like. The record is from RefSeq and is a predicted model, not a curated record. Gene Ontology annotation, cellular component: mitochondrion. Lineage: Eukaryota; Metazoa; Chordata; Testudines; Emydidae.
AUGCUGCCUGGACCUUACCCCAAAACCCCAGAGGAAAAGGCAGCUGCUGCUAAGAAAUACAACAUGAGGGUGGAGUAUGGGGACUAUGAGCCACAUCCGGAUGAUGACAUAGGGUAUGGUGAUUAUCCCAAAUUUCCUGACCAAUCUCAUCAUGAAAGAGACCCCUGGUAUCAGUGGGACUACCAUCUGAGACAAAACUGGAGAGAGCCAAUGCACUGGCACUUUGAUAUGUUUCUCCGGACCCGUGUUGACACAUCCCCCACUGUGGUACACUGGCACACUAUAUGCAAUCACUUCUUCCUCUUUAUUGGCUUUGUGCUGUUUAUGUUCUGGCUUGGAGAAAUGUACCCAUCCUACAUACCUAUGGGACUGAAGCAGUAUCCUUACAAUAACCUGUACCUGGAGCAAGGGGGCGAUCCCAGCAAAGAGCCCCCAGAAGUGAAGAACUAUGAAAUCUGAAAGAUGCAUGGAAA